GCCAGCUUAAUGUGAGGGUAUUGAAAGCUUCCCUUGCAUGUGACGGCCUCUUGGAUAUUAAAACUCGGAUUAUUCUAGGAGGACAUGCAAGCAGUUCAUUACAUGAUGUAAAUAAAAACAUUGGUGAGCGGCGCGCUGCUCGAUGUCCCGGAUGCUGUUCGCACCGGAAGAGAAGGGGUAGCUCUCCCAGCCAUCUUGUGGCAGUAUCCAGCGACUUGUUCGCAUCAAGCCUCGUAGAAUCGGAGGUGAAUCCCGCAGAAGGGGCGCCAUCAUGCCCGGACACCUGCAAGAAGGCUUCGGCUGCGUCGUAACCAACCGGUUCGACCAGUUAUUGGACGAUGAGUCCGACCCGUUCGAGAUCCUGAAAGCUGCUGAAAACAAGAAGAAGGAGGGGGCCGCCGCUGGAUCCACCAAGACCGCGGCUCAAGCCGCCAAGCAGCUGAAAAAGGAGUCCCAGAAGGACAGGAAGAACCCACUGCUGGACAAGAAGGAAGAGCCCCAGGCUCCGGUCCCCCUGAAGAAAGAAGGUAUAAGGCGGGUGGGCCGAAGACCAGACCAGCAGGGCCAGCCUGGAUCCCAGCACCAGGCUGGGCAGGGUGAAGGGCGACCUGGAGACAAGAGGCAGGACCGAAGACCUCCUAGAGAGCGUCGCUUCGAAAAGCCCGCUGAGGACAAGCCUGAGGGAGGUGGAGAGUUCUCCACAGACAAACCUUCUGGAGACAGGCCACUGAGAGGGCGUGGUGGCGGCCGGGGUGGGCGUGGUGGAAGAGGACGGGGUAUGGGCCGCGGAGAUGGCUUCGACUCCCGCAGGAAACGAGACUUUGACAGACACAGCGGCAGUGAUAAAUCCAAUCAGAAGACUGAGGAGAAGCGCAGCGGCAGCGGCACACACAACUGGGGCAACGUGAAGGAUGAAGUGACUGAGGCUGAACAGACCGCCGCUCCUGAGACGACCCCAGAGGGGGAGGAGAACAUGCCUGCCAGCUCUGAGAACAAGCUCUCCAGGGAGAACGAGGUUGACGAGGUGAAAAGCGAAGGCCCCAGAGAGAUGACCCUGGACGAGUGGAAGGCCAUGCAGGACAAGGAGCGCACCAAGGUGGAGUUUAACAUCCGGAAGCCCAACGAAGGAGCCGACAGCCAGUGGAAGAAAGGAUAUGUGCUGCACAAGUCCAAGAGUGAGGAUAGGCCUGUCGGUGCUUUGAUUGACGCCCCAGAGAUGGAACCGGAAUCUCACGCUCUGUACAAGCAGGGCACCAUUGACGAGUCCAGUGACCACCACUUCCGCAAACCAGCCAACGACAUCACAUCUCAGCUGGAGAUCAACUUUGGAGACCUAGGUCGCCCCGGCCGCGGGCGCGGUGGAGCGCGUGGAGGCAGAGGAGGCCGUGGGGCAGGAGGCAGCAGGACAGCACGAGGGGGAGGACGGUCUGAAAAGGCUAGUGGAGCGUCAGUCCCCAACGUGGAUGAUCCGGAGGCCUUCCCGGCCCUGGCCUAAAGGAUCCUUUUCCACCACCAGCCCACCCAUCAGCCCUUCCGGGCCCCUCCUCUACGAGGCUUGCAUGCUUACCACAUCUUCAAGUAUAUAAAAAUAAAAAAAAAAAGGAAAAAAAGGUUUUAAUGACAUAAAAAGACCGUCAUCCCAUACAGUCACACCACCACAGGACUAAAUUUUACCAGUUUUAAAGGAGAACAAAAGACAACAAAGGAGGGAAAAAGGACCUCUUGUUACACUGAAGUUUUGUAUUUAGGAACAUGAAAGCAGGGAUGUUUUCAUAUAUUUUUUUUUCUCAGAGAUUAUGCGUACUACAUUGAUAUUUUUUGUGCUGCUUGAAUUUAUGCAUUUCUGCGAUUAGGUUGAAGUGUGUGCAUCUCUUCCUCUGAAGCUUUUGUGCUUUUCUCCUCAUGACUUCAGCUCAGUAUUAUGGGGUCAUGUUAGAAUUUCUACUGGAGUCCCCCCCACACACAAGUAAGUAAAACACACUGAUGUGGUAGCCCUACACUACAUAGGAAACUUGUACUAGGUAUCUGAAGUAUGGCUUUACAUACAUUUUAAAGUGUAAUUACUCAGAUCCUGACUACCAAUCCCUUUGUGAGGCACAUGUUCAGGCUGGGUAGCCAGGAAAUGCAGCUUCCUUCUAAAGCUUGGUAUUUUUCUGCUUGUUGUGCAGUGAAAGUAAACAUCUCCUUUCCUUUUUUUGCUCUUUUGAUGGACCAGUGGUUAGUAAUGCUUUGUAUCACCUGAUCCAGAUGUGCUACCUGUGGUUUCAGGGUGUCCCAGGGCCCAAUGUUUGUCUUUAGGCUGGUCCUCUUAGGUCAUACAGAGUGGACUUCUUCUAAUUUCAGGACCACUAAGAAAUUUUUUUAUUUUUAUUUUUUGUUAAAGGUGUGUGUUUGUGUGUGUGCACGCAGCAAAGCGUGAGGCAGAAUAUGUGAAUUUGACAGCUAGUUGUGUAGAAUUUCACUGCUAUGAAUUUCCUCUGCUAUGAACUUGCCCUUCUGAAACAGUAGACUGCAGGUUCAUGUAUGAUGUAGUAGUUACUGUCUCUUGGGAAGUGAUUGCUAAAAUCUAGGUGUUCAUGUAUGAUGUAGUAGUUACUGUCUCUUGGGAAGUGAUUGCUAAAAUCUAGGUGAGAACCACAGGUCAUGAACAUAUCUUGCUCUUAGAGUAUUUGUUAAGUCUUUCAGGUCUGAAAGUGCUUGUUUUUAUCAGCACCAGUCCUCCGACCAUUGUUUGCCCUCCCCUUCUUUAACCACGUUUGCUCUUCCUUUUUAUUUUAUUUUGAUCUUAUCAGCGCAGCAGCACCAGUGCAUAAUUUGUCUGAAAGAAAUGUAGGGUGUCAGUGUGGAACAAUCAUGAGCCACAGAAUGUAAUGUAAGCUAAUGAUGCUUUUAGCCACCUGUGUCAGCAUUUCCAGUGAGCAUUUUCUUUAAGUGAAGUGGGUGUAUUUUACAUUGGGGUGUGGUGAAGGGGUUCUAUUGAAGACAGGAUGGAGUGAAUUUAAAGCUUUACAGGCUGUGCUCUGCAAAGACUUACUGGUGAUGCACUGAUACACAUGGCUGGAGCAGUUUUUAUUAUUAUUUUUAAUUUUUUUGUAGGACAGUUUGAGCCAUGUGACAGUGAAACUUUUUCUGCAAACAUCCCUGUUCUAAUAAAUUGCUUUAGAGGCGUUACAUGUA
Monopterus albus (swamp eel) is the source of this 3177-nucleotide messenger RNA. RefSeq names its product plasminogen activator inhibitor 1 RNA-binding protein-like. Gene Ontology annotation, molecular function: mRNA 3'-UTR binding. The record is from RefSeq and is a predicted model, not a curated record. Gene Ontology annotation, cellular component: nucleus; cytoplasm. NCBI's taxonomy places the organism in Eukaryota, Metazoa, Chordata, Actinopteri, Synbranchiformes, Synbranchidae. The coding region runs from base 272 to 1495 and encodes 407 amino acids. The transcript has 9 exons.